Messenger RNA from Rotaria sordida, 261 nucleotides. The record is from the annotation of a GenBank genome assembly. NCBI's taxonomy places the organism in Eukaryota, Metazoa, Rotifera, Eurotatoria, Philodinida, Philodinidae.
AUGGCUGGUGCUAUGGCUGGUGCAAUCGAUGAACAACCACAUAUAUACAUCAAAUUAUCGAACAAAGAAAAAAAACAAAAUGUUACUAUGAAUUAUCCAUUAUUCUUGGAAUUCGAACAAUAUACACCAGGAAAAGGUACAAGAGAAAAAACUGUUCAUGAUACGAUAUAUCAUAACCUUGAUUCACCACGUGAAGACAACAAAGUUCAAUUAACGUUAAAAACUUUACCUGUAAAUAAAACGGUUAUCAUUUGGGUCUGA